Messenger RNA from Amphimedon queenslandica, 800 nucleotides. RefSeq names its product halilectin 3, beta chain-like. The transcript is spliced from 4 exons. The coding region runs from base 95 to 658 and encodes 187 amino acids. NCBI's taxonomy places the organism in Eukaryota, Metazoa, Porifera, Demospongiae, Haplosclerida, Niphatidae. The record is from RefSeq and is a predicted model, not a curated record.
GGUACAAUUCAUUGUUUUUAAAGGCUGGACGAGAUCAUAAAUAUCAUAAGUACGAUUAGCUGAGAGACUUUUCUGUGAUAAAUCCGCAACUAAAAUGAAGUGUCUCUUGAUGAUUGUUGCAGCCGCUGCUCUGUUGGGCAUAGCUAGUGCUGCUGCUACUUGCCUGGAGAGUCCACCAAUAUGGUCUGGCCACCUGUUUGAGAUAUCCACUGACAAUCCUAGGAGAGCUGUCAUUAGUUAUAGCAGAGAUGAAAAAAAGAUUAAAACCACUGACUACAAGGGUGUGCCUUUACGUACCACACUUGAUGAUUAUACCACCGGUACAAGGUAUGUCUCUGAAAAUGGAGAAUGCAGAAAGAGCAACCUUACUGGGACCAUCCCAACUUUUGGAGUACCAGAAGGAUCCCUGCCUAACCCAGUAGGUCCUCAUUAUCUUGGUGGGAAGCUGCCCGACACAGGAGUACUGGUGUAUGACUUUUAUGGAGAGAACACCAGAGAUGGAAUCUAUUUCCUCACUUAUGCUCCUGUUGGAGAGGGUACAGUAUGUGUCCCACUUUACUUCACUUUCCUUGCUAAGCCUCCUCUGCUGCAAGAGUUCACUGAGCUUGUUACCACUGUGCCUCCUGGUGCAUUUAGCAUUCCUCCAGGCUGUGAAUGAAUACUGCCAAGGAAGGAACAGCAUUAUUACUGACAUUUAUGUAUACUGCUUGACUUUAAUUUGCUUACUAUUGUUAUGUAGUUUUUUUAUUAGUCUAUAGUCUUUUUUGGUUGAAAACAUUAAUAUUGAUACUGAUAUGAUA